Molecule: messenger RNA, 2679 nt
Organism: Dromaius novaehollandiae (emu)
Lineage: Eukaryota; Metazoa; Chordata; Aves; Casuariiformes; Dromaiidae
Gene: TSR1
Product: TSR1 ribosome maturation factor
Exons: 15
Coding region: 64-2493 (809 amino acids)
Biological process (GO): endonucleolytic cleavage of tricistronic rRNA transcript (SSU-rRNA, 5.8S rRNA, LSU-rRNA); maturation of SSU-rRNA from tricistronic rRNA transcript (SSU-rRNA, 5.8S rRNA, LSU-rRNA); ribosome biogenesis
Cellular component (GO): nucleus; preribosome, small subunit precursor
Molecular function (GO): GTPase activity; U3 snoRNA binding; GTP binding
Source: RefSeq, a predicted model, not a curated record
CCCCCUCCUCCGGGCGCGGGCGGAAGUGACGCAGCGGAAGUCGCGCUGUGGCGAGGAGGCGGCAUGGCGGCGGCGGGCGCGCACCGGCCGGGGCCGCUGAAGCAGCAGAACAAGGCGCACAAGGGGGGGAAGCGCCGCGGGGCCGCGCAGCGCCGCGCCGCAGGCCGAGUCGCCGUCAAGGCCCUGCCCCGCCGGCGGCGCCGCGACCUCGGCAGGGUGGAUCGGCGGCACCAGGCGCUGCAGCUCCGCCGGCAGCGCAAGGAAGCGGUGUUGGCGGAGAAGCGGAGCCUGGGUAGCAAGGAUGGGCCCCCGCACCUUGUGGUUGUGGUGCCGCUGCACGGCGGGGCCGCAGUGCACGACACCCUCCGCUUGCUGCAGAGCCAGGACUCGGCCAUUGUGCGUGUUGAUGAGGGGAGAGCCGGUGGCUUCGCGCUCCUCUGUCCCCGGCUCAAGCAGCGCUGGCGCUUCGUGGCAGCGCAGGCAGGGGAUCUUCACGCUGUCCUAGACCUAGCGAAGGUCGCAGACUCCCUCCUGUUGCUCCUGGAUCCCGCGGAUGGCUGGGACAGUGCAGGGGAGCACUGCCUCUCCUGCCUCUUUGCGCAGGGGCUCCCCAGCUACGCUCUUGCUGUCCCAGGGGGCACCGACUUGCCACCAAAGAAACGGAUAGAUGCCAAGAAGAAACUUGCCAAAGCCAUUGAGAAACGCUUUCCUGAGGCCAAGCUCUUCCCCCUGAACACAGAGCAGGAAUCCUCGCUGCUGUUGAGGCACCUCGCCGCCCAGAAGCAGCGGCACCUCGCUUUCCGGGACAGACGGGCUCACCUGCUGGCCUACGCUGCCGAGUUUGUGCCCAGUCAGGAGAGCGACCUGGUCGGGACCUUGAAGGUAUCCGGCUUUGUGCGGGGCCAGACCCUCAGCGUGAACAGCCUGGUGCAUAUUGUGGGACACGGAGACUUCCAGAUGAGCCAGGUGGAUGCCCCCCCGGACCCCCUCUCUUUGAACCCCCGAGUGGUUAAAGGACAGAAGAGGAGUCAGGACAUGGAUAUACAGGAUGACUCGGUAAAUGGUGCUGAGGAGAUGGAGGAGGAUGUUAAGGUCCUGAUGAAGGCAGAUGCUAGCAAGCAGGAGUCUCUGCAGUCAGAAGUGGUUCCUGAUCCUAUGGAAGGGGAGCAGACGUGGCCUACUGAAGAAGAACUGCAAGAAGCAGAGGCUUCUCUGAAGGCGAGCAGGAAGGUGGUGAAGGUCCCCAAAGGCACAUCCAAGUACCAGGCUGCCUGGAUCGUGGAUGAUGGAGAAGAGGACAGUGAGGAAGAUGAUGAUGAGGAGGAAGAUGAUGACAUUGAUGAUAUGAUGGAAGAGGCAGCUUCCCAGGAGGGGGAAGGCAGCGAGGAGGAAGAGGAGCUUGCGGAGGAGGAGUGUGAGACCAUGACUGUGUCCGAGUGUGUGCGGGACGACCACUAUGAUGAGAAAGUGGAGGAGGACGAGGACCAGAUGCUGGAGAGAUACAAACAGGAGCGAAUGGAUGAAAUGUUUCCGGAUGAGGUGGACACGCCACGGGACGUGCCUGCCAGAGUCAGGUUCCAGAAGUAUAGAGGGCUCAAGAGCUUCAGGACUUCUCCAUGGGACCCCAAAGAGAAUCUCCCAAGGGACUAUGCCAGGAUUUUCCAGUUCCAGGACUUCUCCCGAACCAGAAAGCACAUCUUCCGGCAGAUAGAGAAAGAGGAGACUGAAGGGGCUUUGGUUGGCUGGUAUGUUACGCUUCAUGUCUGCAAUGUGCCUUUCUCAGUGAUGGAGAGCUUCAAAGAUGGGAGGCCACUAGUCCUGUUUUCACUGCUUCCUCAUGAGCAGAAGAUGUCGGUGUUGAAUUUCCUGGUGCGGCGGCAUCCAAGCAACAGCGAGCCAGUGAAGGCGAAGGAGGAGCUGAUCUUUCACUGCGGGUUCAGACGCUUUCGAGCUUCUCCCCUGUUUUCUCAGCACACGUCAGCUGAUAAGCACAAGCUGGAGCGUUUCCUGCGCCCGGAUGCUGCUCUAGUGGUGACUGUUUAUGCUCCUAUCACUUUUCCUCCUGCCUCAGUACUUCUUUUUAAACAGAGAAGUAAUGGAAUGCACGACCUCAUUGCCACGGGUUCUCUGCUUGCGGUGGACCCAGACAGAAUCGUCAUCAAGCGGCUGGUGCUCAGUGGCCAUCCUUUCAAGAUCUUUACCAAGACAGCUGUAGUGCGAUACAUGUUUUUUAACAGAGAGGAUGUGAUGUGGUUUAAGCCAGUGGAGUUGAGAACGAAGUGGGGUCGUAGGGGACACAUCAAGGAGCCAUUAGGGACCCAUGGUCACAUGAAGUGUCACUUCGAUGGACAGCUAAAAUCCCAGGACACCGUGCUGCUGAACCUCUACAAGCGUGUUUUUCCUAAAUGGACUUAUGACCCCUAUGUUCCAGAGCCUGUGCCGUGGGUGAGGGAUGAGACCGUGCCCCUGGCGCAGGAGGUGGAGAUGGAAUAAGUCUCAAGGCCCAGCAUGGCUAACGCGGUUCGUGCCUUUGCUCCCCGGUUGCUGCUCUCAGCCCACGUGCGGUGAGGACAGCACUGAUGUGUCUUGGACAUGUUAGUGCUGGGGUCUGUAUGGGGGUGGCUGUCCCACCAGCUCCAGCUAUUUAUUUUUACAGAAAAUAUUUUCAAAAACGUGGAA